GGUUAAACAUAACUUUUUUUCGUAGUUAAAUCAAGGGUUUAUUUAAUACUCGGGGCUUAGUUGUGUACCAAACGAAACGAGAAACGACACGACAUCCGGGGCUUUGUUUGGUCUCCAUUAGACAAUGGUGUAUGUUUAAUUGGCAAAUUUAAAUCGGAUGCGGUAAAAAACCGAACGCCAAUUUGCGAACGUUCCGGGUAUUACGUUUGCCCUUGGUUAAAGUGUGGAUCUAAAAUGAUCGUACUGACUUUCACGCGGCAUCAAAGCUGUAGUAGUCAUUGGAAUUGUAUAUGACGAUGAAGAGACUAUUUUUAUUUUGAAGAAUUUUAAAGAUCAACAACUAUUUGAACAUACACGUAUGAUAUUUCGAAGUAGAAUGGCCCAGUCGUAUCUAACUGGAAAUUCCAAAAUCACGAGCGGAUUAUAAACGAAGAUCUGAUCAAAAUAAUACCUGACUAUCAUUAACAAUGGGUUUGUUUUACUCUAAAGACGAUGCUGUAGAAGCAAUAAGGGCACGUGAUAAACAGAGGUUGGAGUAUAUACUACAAAGAUCAAUAUUGUUUUCCCGUUCAACAUUGUUGCUGUUGGCCUAUGAGAACUUUAAUGUGCAAUCUAGAAUAGAUAGUGAUAUAUUACAACUGAUGAUUAAAUAUGGUGCAGAUAUAAAUGCUAAAAACAAAAACGGACAGACUGCAUUAUUACUUGCCCUUUCUUGGACAGAAACUACCAACUGUGUAAAAAUGUUGAUUGCUAGUGGAGCUGACGUAACUGUUGCAGACAAAGAUGGAAAGACUGCGUUGAUGUAUGCAAUAGGUAGAUGUUCAGAUUAUUGGACAACCGCCGAGUGUUUAAAAAUGUUGGUUGCCAAUGGGGCUGAUAUAAAUGCUGCAGACAAAUAUGGGAAGACUGCAUUGAUAUUAGCAAUUAAGCGAUAUUCAAGUGAAUGUGUGGAAAUGUUGAUUGCCAAUGGCGCAGACGUAAAUACUGCAGACAAGAAGGGGAAGACUGGAUCGAUAUGUGUAAUUGAGGAUGAUUCAAGUGAGUGUCUUGAAAUGUUGAUUGCCAGUGGGGCAGAUGUAAAUGCUGCAGACAAAAAUGGAAAGACUGCAUUAACCUAUGCAAUUGACAGAAAAUCCACCAAGUGUGUGGAAAUGUUGAUUGCCGGUGGAGCAGAUGUGAAUACUGUAGGCAAAAAUGAGUUUACAACAUUAAUGUUCGCAAUUGGGCAUUGUUCAAAUGAGUUUGUGGAGAUGUUGAUUGCACUUGGGGCAGAUGUUAAUACCGCAGACAAAUAUGGGAACACUGCAUUGAUGUUUGCAAGUUGGCGACAUUUGGAUGAAUGUGUGAAAACGUUGAUUGCUGGUGGAGCAGAUGUAAAUACUGCAGACGAAUACGGGAACACUGCAUUGAUGUUUGCAAGUUGGCGACAUUCGGAUGAAUGUGUGAAAACGUUGAUUGCUGGUGGAGCAGAUGUAAAUACUGUAGACAAAUAUGGGCAGACUGCACUCAUGUUCGCAAUUGAGGAUGAUUCGAGUAAGUGUGUGGAGAUGUUGAUUUCUGGUGGGGCAGAUGUAAAUCCUGCAGACCAAUGUGGGAAGACUGCAUUGAUGUUUGCAAUUAUGAGGAAUUCCGCUAAGUGUGUUGAAGCGUUGGUUGCCAGUGGGGCAGAUAUGAAUACUAUAGACAAAAAUGGGAAGACUGCAUUAAUGUUUGCAAUUAUGAGGAAAUCGGCUACGUUUGUGGAAUUUUUGACUGUUAGUGAAGCAGAUGUUAAAACUGCUGACAAAAAUGGACAGACUGAUUUAUCGUAUGCAAUUGAUAGAUUUAGAACAGAACGUAGGAAAUCCGCCCAGUGUGUGGAAUUGUUGAUUGCUAGUGGGGCAGAUGUUAAUACUAAAAAUGAAUAUGGGGAGAGUGUACUAAUGUUUGCUGUUCAAAAGAAAUUCACUAAGUGUGUUGAAAUGUUGAUUGACAGUGGGGCAGAUGUAAAUACCGCGGACAACGAGGGAAGGACUGCGUUAAUAUAUGCAAUUGAUAGAGAUUCAAAUGAGGGUGUGGAAAUGUUGAUUGCCAGUGGCGCAGACGUAAAUAGCGUAGACAAAUGUGGAUGGACUGCAUUGAAAUAUGCCGUUAACGUCGAAUUCAGCGAGUGUGUGGAAAUGUUGAUUGCUAGUGGGGCAGAUGUAAAUACCGUAGACAAAUAUGGGAAUACUGCAUUAACAUACGCAAUUCAGAGGAAAUCCACCAAGUGUGUUGAAAUGUUGAUUGACAGCGGGGCAGAUCUAAAUAGCGUAGACAAAUGUGGAUGGACUGCAUUGAAAUAUGCCGUUGACUACAAUUUCACCCAGUGUGUGGAAAUGUUGAUUGUUAGUGGGGCAGAUGUAAAUACCGUAGACAAAUAUGGGAAUACUGCAUUAACAUACGCAAUUCAGAGGAAAUCCACCAAGUGUGUUGAAAUGUUGAUUGCCAGUGGAGCAGAUGUAAAUAUUGUAGACAUAUAUGGAUCGACUUCAUUAAAAUUGGUAAUUAAGAGAAAAUUAACUGACUACGUAGAAAUGUUUACUGCAAAUGGGGCAGAUGUAAAUUUUGCAGAAGAAGAUGGGAAGACUGCACUAAUGUUCGCAAUUGAGCAUUAUUCAAAUGAGUGUGUGGAGAUAUUGAUUGCUGCUGGAGCAGAUGUAAAUACUGCAGAUGAAUAUGGGGAUACUGCAUUAACAUACGCAAUUCAGAGAAAAUCCACCAAGUGUGUGGAAAUGUUGAUUGCCAGUGGAGCAGAUGUGAAUACAGUAGACAAUUAUGGGAAUACUGCAUUGAUGUUGGCAAAUGAGCAUAAUUCAAGUGAGUAUGUGGAAAUGUUGAUUAUCGGUGGAGCAGUCUUGAAUGUUGCAAACAAAGAUUUAUUCAAACGUAAAUAUCUGAAAACAAUCAUACGGUUAUGCAUAGAUAUCACAUUUGGAACAGACAACCCCGGCCAUCAACGUCUUAACACGAUGUGUGAAGAAUUUCGCAUUACCGCUCAAACACAAAUUAAACUGAUCGACCUUAUUCGAAGUAGGAAACUGAGCCUAAAAUAUCAAGCUAGAAUGUGUUUGUUUAAAACAAUGGGAAUGGAUUGUGACAAAUACGUAAAUACCAUUGACAGUUUAAUAUUAGGAGGAAAUCUUCCUCUGGGUUUAAAAGAUUUCAUGAUGUUUAACAACGAAGUGACUGAGAUGAUGCGACUCAUUAGAAAUGGUUAAUGUGAUGCUUAUCCGAUUGAUGGGACAUGCAAAUGAAAACUUUUGUUUUCUUCAGAGCAUUUUUAACAUUACAUGGUUUUGUUGAAUCAUUUGUGAACGUGAAAAAACUUGUACAAGUAUAGUUUUCUAUGGACUAGUGGUUUCUUCUCGUCCGAUUGAGUAUACAGAUGUCGGGGAAAUAGUUAUAAAGAAUAGUUGUACAAGUUUACGUACAUGUUCUCUUAAAAAUGUGUAACUUACCACACUGAUACUAUGUUACUUAUUAUCCCGGGUGCAUUAAUGGAUGAAUGAGAAAUAUAAUGGUCGUGUAUGCCAAGUUUAUCUUCAAGAAAAAUCUAUAUAAAAUAUUCUGAAUUAAAAGCAAUUAGUGCAGGGUCACUGAACAACCCUCGUAAGUCACACUAUUUUUAUUAAGUUACAAUGUCAGUGAUUCUUAUACAAACAAUGUUUGGUUUUGAACAACCCUGGUAUAAUAUGCAGGGUUUAUGACAAUAUCAUUACAGAAUUGUGUCACACUAUUCACAUGCAGUACUGUUAACAGAGCCAGCAAAAAGUUCAAAAAAUGAAGCCCAAUAUCCUGUUGAAGAACCCCAUUCCUUACGACUUGAAAUUCGAUAGUACUAAAACUAUACGUGUACAAGUUGUUCACGUUAUUGAACACCAUUUAUUAUAUCCAAACAAAUGUAUAUAUCUUUUUAUUUCCCACCUUUAUGGUGUACUUAUCUCCAUAACACUUAUUGAAAGAUUAACAGCAUCAGACAAAACUACUCUAUAUCUACUGUAUAUAUUAUCUCUUUAGAAAGUGUUAUGCUGCAAAAGUAAGCUUAUUCUCUCAGGUCCGUAGCCAGGGGUAUUCAAGGGAUUCAAGCGACCCCACCUGGCCUAAAAUAUAAGUGAUUUUCGCCAUUUUUUGACUAUAACUGUAUUACGUCUUUACAAUUUACAUGAAAAUGUAUUUAUUUGUUAACGAUCCCCCAGCAGUUGGAAAAUGAGACAUUUGCAUGAUUACAAGAAUAAAAUGACGUCAUGUUUGAAAGUUCAAUGAAGCUGCUCAUAACUAUUUUCAGUAAUUAUGUUUUCAGCCCUUUUAGUUUGUCAGCUUUGGCACUGUAUGUAAAGGGCAAAUAGCUGUAAUUCUCUUUCUAAAUUGCUUAAUAGUUUGAAUUCAUGAAAAUGAAUCACAGCCAUUAUAAAUGUACAUGUACAUUAUAGAGCAAUACAAAUUCUCCA
Messenger RNA from Owenia fusiformis, 4469 nucleotides. NCBI's taxonomy places the organism in Eukaryota, Metazoa, Annelida, Polychaeta, Sabellida, Oweniidae. The record is from the annotation of a GenBank genome assembly.